UGUCUAGACAGCGACUUAAAAAAAUAAGGGAAAGCCCUUCUCGUGCGCUCUGUCACCGGGCUCAUUCAGCCUCGCUCUCCAUGGCUGCGGCGUUGACAGCGCGCGGAGGGAAUCCCUGGGUGCUGCUCGUGCCCUGAUCUCCUCGCGUCCCCCGGUGCGACGCGCUCCGCUCCCGUUUUUUGGACGCUACAUGUGCCGCUUCUGCAAAAAACACAGCGCGGCGUAGGCAAGCGAGGGCAAAACCCCGCCGGAGAAGACUGGGAAAACAGCUCGCCAACUACAGCCCGCUGCGGCUUUCUUCUAAACAACAUAUACAAUUUACCAAAAAGAGAGAGAAAGAAAUAAAAAACAAACACAUUUUCAUGGAUGAGGUGUGUUUUUCUUUCUGGUUAGCGAACUCGCUGACCAUUUUGUUUGCUUUCGCUAGCUAGCUAACGUUAGCUGUUUUUUUUUUUCUCAAAGCACCUGACCUCAGCCUGGUAUAAGUAUUUUUUUGGAUAUAAAAACCCAGACGAGGAAUUGCAUUAGCUUGUGUUGUUGGAGGCAGCCAUAAAUGACUCUGAUAUGGCUUUAAGUGGAAUGCUUUUGCUACCUAUUCCUACCUUUGCUAACGGCGCCACUGUCAAGGAUAAACCGAUGGGAACAGGAACAGUAGUUAACUCGAGAUGGAAGGAAGAAUUGUCCCACUUGAGACGGCCGUGUGUGUCCUCUGGCAGUGGUAUUGUCAAUCAAGACCCCGCUUUGGCCACUUCCAAGGAGGAACCUGAGGAUCUGGACCUGCUAGACUACGACUUCAUCCUAUCCAACACCAUGCAGCAGCAUCAGGAGAGCCUGGGUGGUCCCUCCCAGAAUCCGGCCCCUUCUCCGGGCUCCUACACUUACCAGCUCCCCUCGCCUCAGGGGGCAUCCAGCAACGGCCCGUUCGGGAUCCCAGACAUCAGUGACGUGUCCCCCUCAGGUGGCUUUGUGGCAGAGCUCAUGCGACCGGACCUUGACCCUGCUUACCUGCAGCCCGCCAACCUGCAUGGGAAGUUCGUGGUGAAGACCACCAUGGACAUGGCUGAGUAUAGCCAAGGCACUGGCAGCGGCAAAGGUGGCAUCACCCAGGAGCCCUCCAUGACCUUCACCUGCUGUGGGAUCAAGCAGGAGAACCUUGGCUCCUGCACCAUUACCCGACCCAUGGACAUCCGCCCAUCUGGCCCCAGUAGUGCCCAGGGGCCCCAGCUUGAGCCUUGCAGCUUCUCCCCCGGACGAUCUUUGCCCCCAGAGAAUGUCCUAAACCGAGAGCUUCGGCCUUCCCCGCGGCCCCUGGGGCGUCCCCAAUUGUCCGCUCCCCCCAGCUAUCCAGCCCAGUCUGGCUAUCCUACUUUCCAGCAGCCUCCCACUAUGCAGUACCAAGAACUGGCGUCCCCUGGAGGCGGUCUGCCGGACGACACCAAACCAAAACGAGGGCGACGCUCCUGGCCUAGGAAACGGAUAGCCACUCACACGUGCGACUACGCCGGCUGCGGCAAGACUUACACCAAGAGCUCCCAUCUGAAGGCCCACCACAGGACGCACACAGGUGAGAAGCCGUACCACUGCGACUGGGACGGCUGCGGGUGGAGAUUCGCCCGCUCCGACGAGCUGACGCGGCACUACAGGAAGCACACCGGCCACCGCCCUUUCCAGUGUCAGAGGUGCGACCGGGCCUUUUCACGAUCAGACCACCUGGCUCUCCACAUGAAACGGCACCUUUGAGGCGGGACGACGUGUUGCCGUUGGGAAGGGGGGGGGGGGGGGGGGGGGGG
Molecule: messenger RNA, 1790 nt
Organism: Paramormyrops kingsleyae
Lineage: Eukaryota; Metazoa; Chordata; Actinopteri; Osteoglossiformes; Mormyridae
Product: Krueppel-like factor 4
Biological process (GO): regulation of transcription by RNA polymerase II
Molecular function (GO): DNA-binding transcription factor activity, RNA polymerase II-specific; RNA polymerase II cis-regulatory region sequence-specific DNA binding
Source: RefSeq, a predicted model, not a curated record